AUGGCCCAAAUACGCGGCACCGCAGGCUAUCACUUGGGCAACCAGAGCCCCUUCGGCAACGCCGGUCGCAGUGACGGCUCCAACAACGACCCGAGUCCCCUCGAUCAGCUACGGGAGCAAACAAACAAGAUUGAAGACUGGCUCGACACCAUCUCGGAACCCGUCAAGCCUUACAUUCCCGCAAUUGGCCGCUUCUUGAUCGUCGUCACCUUCAUCGAAGACGCGCUGCGCAUAAUAACCCAAUGGAGCGACCAGCUCACUUACUUGAAAGACUACCGCAAGAUUCCCGGUGGUCUCACACACCUUUUCCUCAUCGUCAACGUCAUCGCCAUGGUUUCAUGUUCCUUCAUGAUCAUUGCGCGCAAGCACUCGGACUACGGAGUCUUUGGCCUCAUCGGCGUCGUCGUCCUUCAGGGUCUCGGAUAUGGCUUGGUCUUUGACCUCAACUUCUUCCUCCGCAACUUGUCCGUCAUGGGUGGUCUUUUGAUGGUCUUGUCGGAUUCUUGGGUACGCAAGAGGUUUGCGCCCGCCGGCCUACCUCAGCUGGACGAGAAGGAUCGCAAGAUGUACUUCCAGCUUGCUGGCCGUGUUCUCCUCAUCUUCUUGUUCGUCGGCUUUGUUUUCCGGGGCGACUGGAGCGUCUCCAGAAUUCUCGUGAGCUUGUUGGGAUUCAUUGCAUGUGUCAUGGUCGUCAUUGGAUUCAAGGCCAAGUUCAGCGCCAUCAUGUUGGUGCUUAUCCUUAGCAUUUUCAACAUUGUUGUCAACAACUUCUGGACGCUCCACGAGCACCACCCCCACAAGGAUUUCGCCAAGUACGAUUUCUUCCAGAUCCUUUCCAUUGUCGGCGGUCUCCUUUUGCUGGUCAACAUGGGCCCCGGCCAGUUUUCUGUUGAUGAGAAGAAGAAGGUCUACUAG
Molecule: messenger RNA, 915 nt
Organism: Periconia digitata
Lineage: Eukaryota; Fungi; Ascomycota; Dothideomycetes; Pleosporales; Periconiaceae
Source: the annotation of a GenBank genome assembly